Molecule: messenger RNA, 2160 nt
Organism: Rubroshorea leprosula
Lineage: Eukaryota; Viridiplantae; Streptophyta; Magnoliopsida; Malvales; Dipterocarpaceae
Source: the annotation of a GenBank genome assembly
CUUCUGCCAAUCGCCACACAUUCUCUCUCCUCGGAAUUUCCGCUCUCGCCGCAUCGAAAGUCUCAAUAUAUUCUCCCCCUCCCCUCUCCGCCACUCCUUCAUUCUCCUUACUCUCUCCGACCGAUGGAGAGGUUAGCCCUCCACUCCUUCUCCACAGCCACCACCACUUCCUUCUCCCUCUCCUCCAGCAAUUCCCUCUAUCUCCGCUCUAAACCCAUCUGCAGAUCAUCGCCUUCCGUCAUCCCCAACUCUUCAUUCUCCACCCUCCGAUCUUCCCUCAAACCGCUUUUGUUUUCUCCUCUGCCCAAACCCUCCAAAACCCAUAUCUCCCCUGUUCGUGCCACCUCAAAAGAUGACUCCUUGCCACUCCAAACGCCAUCUCCAGCUCCAUCCCCUCCUCAAGGAGCUAAACCAAUUGCUUUCUUUAUAUCCAUCGCAAUUGGGCUGAUUGUUCGCUUUGUUGUCCCUAAACCCGUAGCAGUAAGCCCACAAGGGUGGCAGCUUCUGGCCAUCUUUUUGUCUACAAUUGCGGGUCUGGUUUUGAGUCCGUUGCCGGUUGGAGCAUGGGCGUUUCUCGGCCUGACAACCUCCAUAGUCACUAAAACACUUUCAUUUUCGACGGCCUUUGGCGCAUUCACUAACGAGGUGAUAUGGCUGAUUGUCAUUUCCUUCUUCUUCGCUCGCGGGUUCGUGAAGACGGGUCUUGGGGACAGGAUUGCUACUUAUUUUGUGAAGUGGCUGGGAAGGAGCACAUUGGGGCUGUCGUAUGGGUUGACGUUCAGUGAGGCUCUGAUGGCGCCUGCCAUGCCCAGUACUACUGCAAGGGCAGGUGGAGUUUUCUUGCCUAUUAUCAAGUCCUUGUCUCUGUUGGCCGGGAGUAAGCCCGGAGAUCGGUCUUCCAAGAGGCUUGGGAGUUAUCUCGUUCAGACACAGUUUCAGAGUUCAAGCAACUCUAGUGCCCUUUUCCUGACUGCUGCAGCUCAAAACAUGCUGUGCCUCAAAUUAGCAGAGGAAUUGGGAAUCGCAAUUGCAAACCCUUGGGUUUCUUGGUUCAUGGCUGCUAGUUUACCAGCUUUGGUUUCUUUACUAGCUACACCACUUAUCUUAUACAAGCUUUAUCCACCUGAAGUCAAAGACACACCAGAUGCCCCUGCGAUGGCUGCCAAGAAACUAGAGACCAUGGGUCCUGUUUCAAGAAAUGAAUGGAUCAUGAUGACAACGAUGCUACUUGCAGUUUCUUUGUGGGUCUGUGGGGAUUCUAUUGGUAUACCAAGUGUUGUGGCUGCAAUGAUUGGCUUGUCAAUACUCCUUUUGCUGGGCGUGCUUGAUUGGGAUGAUUGCUUAAGUGAAAAAUCAGCAUGGGAUACUUUGGCAUGGUUUGCUGUUUUGGUGGGCAUGGCAGGGCAACUGACAAACCUUGGUGUUGUAACCUGGAUGUCUGAUUGUGUAGGGAAGUUGCUUCAGACUCUUUCUUUGAGCUGGCCUGCUGCAUUUGGUGUUCUUCAGGCAGCGUAUUUCUUUAUCCACUAUCUAUUUGCAAGUCAAACUGGUCAUGUUGGUGCUCUAUACUCUGCAUUUCUAGCAAUGCACCUGGCUGCUGGGGUGCCUGGUGUAUUAGCAGCUUUGGCAUUAGCUUACAACACAAAUCUUUUCGGUGCUUUAACACAUUAUAGCAGUGGUCAGGCAGCUGUAUACUAUGGAGCUGGUUAUGUAGACCUACCUGAUGUAUUUAAGAUGGGUUUCACAAUGGCCCUCAGCAAUGCUGCCAUCUGGGUAGUUGUUGGAACCUUCUGGUGGAAAUUUCUGGGUCUUUACUGAUAGAAUUGUCUUGUAAGUAUACAUCUUCCCUGCUGUAACAUGUCCACUGGGGAAUAGUAUUUUUUAUGGCCAUCGUUUCAAUGGAUUGUUGAGCUCAACAACUAUUUCAAAGAAAAUUUUACGAAGUUUAGCUUCAGCUUCUUUUAUUUGAUGUUAAGUCUUUUAUUAACAUCUCUUCAAGUCGUCUGGGAAUAGGCAAGUCCACAUUUCUUCAAGUUAAGAAUGUUUAUUCUAACAUGAUUGGAUUAUCUUGGCAUUCAACCCAUUUUCCCAUUUCUUUUCUUUUGGCUUGUCAGACACUAAGAAUGCUAUAGCUUGUAGAAAGCCUAAAGUUAAAUUCCC